Messenger RNA from Carcharodon carcharias (great white shark), 7700 nucleotides. It is a transcript of the gene brip1, whose product is annotated as BRCA1 interacting helicase 1. The record is from RefSeq and is a predicted model, not a curated record. The transcript is spliced from 21 exons. Gene Ontology annotation, biological process: nucleotide-excision repair; double-strand break repair involved in meiotic recombination. Bases 215 to 4168 code for a protein of 1317 amino acids. Gene Ontology annotation, cellular component: nucleus. Gene Ontology annotation, molecular function: DNA binding; hydrolase activity, acting on acid anhydrides, in phosphorus-containing anhydrides; DNA helicase activity. Lineage: Eukaryota; Metazoa; Chordata; Chondrichthyes; Lamniformes; Lamnidae.
GAUUAUCGCUACGGUGAAGUCCACAGGCCCCACCUGCACUCUAGAACCUUUCCAACUUAUACCCAGCUGAUCGUGAUGUCCAGCGCAUGCGUGUUGAUCGCGAGCCGAAGGCGCGAAGUGAUGUUCUUAGAUUGCCUGAAGUAAAAAAAACUGGAGAACUAUUAAAAUACUAAGUCUUUACUUUCUUGAUGUGUAUCACGAUUAACUAAUUAAAAUGGCAUCAUCAGCCUCCGAAUAUACGAUUGGUGGUGUGAAAAUUCUUUUUCCAUGCAAGGCAUACCCAUCUCAGCUCGCCAUGAUGAAUUCAAUUGUUCGAGGUUUGAACUGCCAAAAGCACUGUCUUUUAGAGAGUCCAACUGGGAGUGGAAAGAGUCUUGCACUGCUUUGCUCUACGUUGGCCUGGCAACAAUCUCAAUAUGAGAAAGCUGGAAAUGAAAGUUAUCCGAAUGAUAAUAAGAAUCAAGAAAAAGUGCCCCUUUGCAACUGUGCCUGUCACAUAGCAAGAAUGCCUUCUGCUCCAACAGCAGCAACAAGCCAGAACAGCUCCACAGUUGUAGAAAAUGAAAAAUCCUCACCAAGUUUGAGCCAAGAUGCUACGUGUAGAUCUAGGAAUACCUUAGCCUCCAAAUUGCAGGCCAUGAUGAAAACACCUUUAAGUGAGGGUGAUGAUGAUUUUCAAACAGAGAGGAAACGGACCCGUAUGCCUUUAAAUGACCCACAGGCUCGAAAGCGGAAAUGUAUUGAGAAGGGAGUAUGUUAUAUUGAUGAUAAAACUAUUUCGGUUGAAGACAAUGAUGUAUCAUGGUCAUGCAAAAUGAACUCGAAUUCUGAGGCCCAGCAUGUUCUGCCUGUCCAAGAAGUAUUGGUGCAUAGCCCCUGUACCCUGUGUACUUGCAGUAAUUCAAAGACAAGUGGAAAAGAUGAAGAUGGUGCAAAAGGAAAGAAUGGGAAAACACAAGUCCCAAAGAUAUUUUUUGGGACUCGCACGCACAAACAAAUAACACAAAUCACCCAUGAACUGCGGCGUACAAAUUACUCAUAUGUUCGGAUGACUAUCCUGUCCAGCAGAGAUCACACCUGUGUUCACCCCGAGGUCUCAAGUAGCUACAACAGGAAUGAGAAAUGCAAGGAUCUGCUAGAAGGAAAAGAUGGAAGAUCGUGCCGUUUUUAUCAGGGUAUCCACAGAAUGAAUGAACAGAACACUUUACAGUGGGUUCAUGGUAUGCAUUUGGCUUGGGACAUUGAAGAGUUGGUGAGCCUUGGAAAGAAGCUUCGUUCAUGUGCAUACUUUGUAGCACGUGAGUUGAUGCAAGAGGCAGACAUUGUAUUUUGCCCAUACAAUUAUCUAAUGGACCCACAGAUAAGGGAGAGUAUGAAGAUUAACUUGAAGGACCAAAUUGUUAUCUUUGAUGAAGCGCAUAAUAUCGAAGACUGCGCACGGGAAUCAUCUAGCUUUAGUGUCAUGGAAAGCCAGCUAUUGUUUGCUCGAGAAGAACUGGAUAGCAUGGUCAACCAAAACAUCAGGAGAAGUGAUCACGAGGCAUUGCGUACAGUCUGCUAUAGUUUUACUAACUGGCUAAAGGAGAGUUCUGGCAAUCUGGUGGAGAAGGAAUAUGAAACUUCCUGCAGGGUCUGGAAUGGAAAGGAAAUGCUAAACAUUUUUCAUAAUUGGGGAUUAACCAGUGCCACGUUUACCAUUUUACAGAAACACCUGGAUGCUGUGCUAGAGAAAGAAGAGAAGGUACUUGUGCUGAAUGGACAGCAGGAGUCCGUAACAGUCCCAACCGUAAGUGCUUCAACACAGAUGGUGCUGAAAGGACUUUUCAUGGUGCUUGAUUUUCUCUUCAGGGACAGCAGCAGAUUUGCAGAUGACUAUAGGGUGGCAGUGCAGCAGACUUACACAUGGACCAACCAGCCUGAUAUUCCCGAUGAAAAUGGUUUCUUUGCACGCCCUCGAAACAGGAAAAGUUCACGCAAAAAGGCAGCUGUACUGACCUUGAGCUUUUGGUGUUUAAAUCCAGCAGUGGCUUUUUCGGAUCUUAAUUGCGUGAGGACAAUUGUCCUAACGUCUGGUACAUUGUCCCCAAUGGAGUCAUUCUCUUCGGAGCUGGGCGUUAAGUUCAGUAUCCAGCUGGAGGCUAAUCAUGUUAUUGACAACUCUCAGGUAUGGGUAGGAACAAUUGGAACAGGACCAAAUGGGCGAAAACUCUGUGCCACUUUCCAACACACAGAGACGUUUGAAUUUCAGGAUGAAGUAGGAGGUUUGCUGCUGAAGAUUUGUCAAGCUGUCACUCAGGGAGUACUCUGCUUUCUACCUUCUUACAAGAUGUUGGACAAGCUACAAAGUCGCUGGAUGCUCACAGGAUUGUGGGAUAAACUGGAGGAGGUCAAAGCCGUUGUUGUUGAGGCGAAAGGAGGUGAUAAAAGUGACUUUGAUGGAUUGCUGCAGUCCUACUAUAAUGUUAUAAAGGACAGAGGAAGCAAAGGUGGAGCUCUCUUGGUAGCUGUUUGCAGGGGAAAAGUCAGUGAAGGGCUUGAUUUCACUGAUGAUAAUGCCCGUGCAGUGGUUACAAUAGGCAUCCCUUUUCCAAAUGUCAGAGACCUCCAGGUUGAACUGAAACGGAAAUAUAAUGAUCAGCACUCAAGGACACGUGGCUUGCUUCCUGGUAGUCAGUGGUAUGAAAUUCAGGCAUUUCGAGCACUGAAUCAAGCCCUAGGCAGGUGUAUUCGACAUAGGAAUGACUGGGGAGCACUGAUCCUAGUUGAUGACAGAUUUAGAAGUAAUGCCAAAAAGUAUAUAUCUGGUCUGUCAAAGUGGAUCCGUCAACAAAUCCAACACCAUCCGAACUUCAACAGUGCAUUAGAUUCAUUGUGUAUGUUUUCCAGUGUUCACCAGAAGGGUGUUGAUCAUUUACCCAAGGUCCUCAGUACAGUACCUGCACACAUCGAGAACAAGGGUCAUCAGUCACAGAUUGUCAGCACACAGGUCUUCUUGGAAAAUGGUAUUCGGAUGUGCAACCCACCUGAUGUUAUCCCAGCAAGCCAGAAGACUAAUCCUAGUGCCAUUCCUACAUCUCCCUACUGUGAUACCAGUAAAAUGAGCACUACAGAAGUACCUGAUAAUAAGGAAGUUAAUUCUACAACCAUAAUUGCCAAGACUCCACUCUUCAGAAAUGCCAGUAUAAAAGAGAAAAAAUGUAGAAAUGGUGAUUCAAAAAACGAGUCAGGAUCUAUCAUGCAGUAUUUCAAAAAAAAGCCUCUGACUUCAACACCUACGCGAACAAUAUCAGCAGAGUCACAUUUUCCAUCUAUCAUGUUGGUGCAAGAUCAUCAUUAUAAGAACAUGAUGUGUAAUUCUGUUAGACAGACACAACAGAAAACAGAAAUAACUACAUUUCAGUUUGAGAGCAUGUUACAGAAAAAUACUACUACAUCAAUAAACAUCAGAGAGGAUUUAUUGAAUACAGUAAAACGUGAGUUACAGGAUAAUAGAGAAAACCAAACAGCUUAUGACAGUGCAGGAAAUUCUUAUAACAGCUCCAUGGUUGUAUCACCCUCCUCAGUUGUGGGGUUGCUGAGUGAGGAUGAGGCAGAGGUGAUGGGAAUACCAUCCUCAGUUGGCACUGAUAUGCAGCAGCCUACAGAGGAGCAAGAUGAUGUUAAGGAGGAUGAGACAUGGUUUUUUACCCCUGAGCUUUUUGACAAGGAUCCAGAGGAAGAAUGUUUAGAAACACCAAGGGUGGAUAAUUCACCAGAUGUUGCCAAAGCUGAUGAUAUCAGUGAUUUUGCUGCUGCACCUGAGAACAAAGGAGCUGAAUGUGUGGAAAUGCUUCAAAGUAUAAAUGGAGGACCCAGCUACUUUGAUGAGCUGACAAAACCUAAUGAAAAUUAUAUAACGUACUCAGUUUUUGAACGGAAGGAAGAUAAUCCCACUAGUUUGUGCUCCAACUUGGUAGCAAAAGACAAAUGUGUGCCUAAAUUAGCUAUACUGAUAGAUGAUAAGGAGGAUGCCAGCAUAAGACAUCAGCACGUUGAUGAGCUGACAAAAACUGACAAAGUAGCGAAGAACAGAAAUCAUAGGCUGUCCCGAUCUAGAAAUAAAGGUACAAAUUUAAUAACUGACAAUGUAUGUACACAACAUCUAAGUUUCCCUGCAGACAAUAACUAAUAUGAAACGGAUAUCUGUCCCAUUGUAUCAUGUUGACUCAUUCUGAUUUAAGAAUAUGUGUUUAUCAACCAAGCCAAGCUAAUUAAUAUAAUCUCUUGUUCUGUAAGUUUUCUUUUUAGGUUUUGUUUAAGAUGAAGCAUAUUUAUGUAGGGGAAUAGAACAUACUGUGCAACUUCUGUCAGAUAUAUAACGGGGGUGGGGAUGGAUUCCUCCACUUAGUCUUAGCAAUAUGCUUCAGUUGCAACCUCUGAAGUUUUUUUUCUACUGCACCAGCAUUUUAAACUUUUUGUUUCCUACAUAGUAUGCACCCCGCUAUUUAAAAAAGCCAAUUAACCCCAAAUUCGGUGUGAUUUUGUGCUAUGGACCAAUGCCAGCUAUGAACUGAGAUUUCCGUAACUCAUUUCAUGUAGCAUCUGCGAAGGUACUAAACAAAAGGAUUAGGUAAUGACGCUGGUAAAUCCAAGUCAUGUAAGAACAAUAGAUUUGAGUACCUUUAAAUGAAAAUUAAUCAAAGCAGAAUUACAUUGGGUUCUAUUAUACUUUUAUUACAAUGUGUUGUUAGGUCAGUCAAUAAGUUGGCAUCCCAAUGUGCUAAAGACAUCUGGUGGCAGUUAUAUGUAAUUGUGCAAAGCACAUUUACUGAGAGAUUUUAUUAAUAAUGUUCACCUCUGGACUAGAGAUUCAGGAAUUUGAUCUUCAAACAACCAUUGACCAAAAUAGGAAACCAAAGAUUCAUUAUUAUAUGCGAUUAGAUCAAAAAAAUCAAGUAACCAUUAUCUUGUACACUACAGUGAAUGGAAAUAUCUUUAUGCAAUGAUAAUGUUUGUUCUUAAACAAUCGUAUCAAAUAGCCUUCUAAGAUAAAAACUAUUGGCAGUGAAUAUUGAGAAUUAUUGGCGAGGCAGUAGUUUUGUAGUUACAUUUUUGAACAGUUUUUUAGUUAACCCUGCAUUGCUGUCAAUUUGUGCAAUUUCAUCUGGCACUUUGAGGAAAUUCUUUUGCAGAACUGCUGUGACAUCGGAGUCUAUGGUUCUAGCUGCAAUUCUUGAAAGGCUGAGUGUGUUGUCUUGGAAAAACCUACUUUUGUGUCUGCUACUUAUUAAAUUGAUUUUUAAAUAAUAAAAUGUGAUAAUUAGAAAGCAAAAAUCAUAGUGAACCCAGCAUUGCACCCUGUACCAUGCAAUCUGGUCCCUUUAGUAUCUGUCUUAAAGGCAAAGGAGUAGAAAUUCAUCAUCUGUGGUGGCACAAAACAGAUAGUAUUGGAUUGGCUGACUGAUUGCAGUCAAUAGAACUAAGCAGUGUGUAAUUAGCAGUCAAACCAAUGCCUCCCAGUUUAUGGCACUGCCCAAGACAACUUUCUACCUCACAGAGUGCUUCUUGUUCAUAUUUCACUGUAUAGUUUUGCAAAAUAAUCUCUCAGCUGUGUUAGGUAUAAUUUCUGUUAGUGGGUUGGAUCUAAUUUGUUCCCAAUAAGAACAUAUCUCUGGCUGCACCCAAUCUGAAAAGUAGAUUGCCAGGGUACCAAAUAAUGAGAGUGUAAAAAGGGAUAAGAACCUGCCUAUAGAUCAUCCUUCUCCUUUAGGAGUAUAGCUUGGAGAUCUGGAAAAGCUGCUUUUCACAAUGAAGUAACUGGCACAUUUGUAUCAGAAGCUGUAAAUUUAAUUCUGUUUGUAAAACUAAAAUGAUUAAAUUGGUCAUUAAAGAAAAUUGUUAAACCUAUUUUUUAACUGUGUGUGAGAAUCGUACCUUGUGUUUUUAAAAUGUUUAUUGAUUUAAUGUUUUAGUUACUAUAAUGAAUGUAAAAAUAGAUAAAAUUUUCUCAGGAGGGAUUUCUUGAGAUUAAAUUUCAUAUCUGGAAUUCAUUGUCUAAAUGGCCUAUGUAUUAUAUUUUUGGCUUAGGAUAUCGUGAAAUAUGUUAAAGAGUAAUCUCCGGAUGUAUUAAUCAUAUAGUUAGUGUAAUGUGAGGAAAAUCUCUUUCGAGUUGGUAGCUCUUCAUAUUAAUAAACAUUUGGCAAAGUGACAGUUCUCAGUUGACUUUGCUGAUUUUUGCUGCAUUACCCCUGGAGCAAUGAUAUUAGAACAUUUUAUGCAUCAAAUCUCUAGUGAUUUGUUUCUUAAGGGCAAGGUUCUGCCUUCUUUUAAAUUUUUUUUUCUUUUCCUUUUCUUGAUUUUCCCACACCAUGCAGAAAGCUCAUCAAGAAAGUGAUAUUUCCACACCCCUUUCCCAAUUUUGCUCUGAAACCACCAGGAAGCGUGAGAGAUGGGCCCAUAGAUGAAUCUGACUCCAAUUUUUCCUUCCUUUCUUUGUAGGAACACCUACCCUUUGUUUCGAACCUCAGCAUAGCUAAGAUAAUGGAUUUAUUAGGAGUCAUGGGGUUGAGCUUAAAGCCCAUAGCUCUAAGCCACAAUACAUUGAAGCCCCAAUAGGCUAUUUCACACGCUUACUAUUUAAAAUUUCAGCACCCAUGAAAAAAUGUAUUAUACUAUUUAUAAAUGUUACUAUCGGAGACCAUAAUAUCAAGUUUUGAUAAAAUUAGUUAUUUAUACUAAUAUAAAUCUGCCUGGUUAUACAUGCUACUAUGAUAUUUUUUGCUAUGGUUAUACCUUUCACAUCUGUUACCCCAAGUCGCUUCUCCACGACUGAAUUUUUGACUACUCCGCACUUUGAAGAAAAAGUGGGAAUAAGCAGUAGGCACUUGACUUUAAGAUGAACCCGUGCUUUGAAUUUACUGUGCUACAUUGCAAAAAUUGAUCAGGAAAACUUUUGAUUUAUGCUUUCUUGUAAUAUCAUUUAUUUUGACAAAAUUCUGAUUUGACUAUAAUGGGGAAGGAAUCUGCUAGAAUUUUUUUAAAGCACAUGAGAGUUGGAAGAAAAAUUCUGUACUAUCCUCCAUAAAUAAAUGAAAUUUAAAUUUAUUUUACUAGACUGAGCUACAGAUCUAUUAAAACUAUUAACACCAUAGAACUAUACAACAUAGAAGGAACCCAUUUGGUGAAUUGUAAGAGCUCUCACUUAAUCUCUCUCCCCAGCCCAUAGUCUUGCAAAAAGUUUCCUUUUCAAAUAUAUGUUCAAUCCCUUUUCAAAGUUAUUAUUGAAUCUAUUUUCACUACCCUUUCAGGCAAUGCAUUUCAGAACACCAUAACUCACUUUUUUAAAGAAAUUCUCUCCACUUUCCUCUGGUUCUCUUACCACAUCUUAAAAUAGCACUAAGUGCCACAUGUGUUGCAAAUUGAAAUGUUACUUUGAAAGUUUAUGUAAACUAUUUAAUAUUGUUUGACAUUUUGAAGUCUGUAACUUGUAUGUAAUUUGCUAGGUUGUAGUGCUUUAUUCUGCAGAAACUAUUGUGCACGAGCACUUCCGCUCAGCUUUCCCAUAGUUUUAAGUUAGAUUCAGCAUUUUGUUCAGUGUUUUAUUUAGUGGAUUUUUAAUAAGCUGAAAUUGCAACCAGUAUUGAUACAUUGUUCUCUUCAUUUGGCUUGUGACAAGAUAUUAAAUAAUAAAAUCUUCUUAAUAUUAUGUGUUGCACUUAAAA